Aedes aegypti (yellow fever mosquito) is the source of this 1010-nucleotide messenger RNA. RefSeq lists its product as uncharacterized. NCBI's taxonomy places the organism in Eukaryota, Metazoa, Arthropoda, Insecta, Diptera, Culicidae. The record is from RefSeq and is a predicted model, not a curated record. The transcript is spliced from 2 exons. Bases 60 to 998 code for a protein of 312 amino acids.
UACAUCAGAAUGUAGCUUUUGUUUCCCUAUUGUCUUUGGAUGCUCAAUCAGUCGCAAUCAUGCAGCCGAACAGGAAAUCUUAUCCGUUUGGACUUUUGGCCGUCCAUCUUCUGUUUGCAAGUGCCUUAGCUUUAAAUGGUGAAAGUGCCAGUGGGACAGAUGAGGGGCGGUUCUUCUUCCAUGGAAAACCAAUCCUGAUCAUGCCGCCUACGGCUCCCACUCGUCAUCAGCUUAUCAGUGGUAUCGGUAUACCGUUGGGCACUCCCGAGUCCAUAACUACCGGAUGGGUAAUAAAGGCCCAAUAUUUUCUACCGACCAAGGUCGACGACUACAAACCGGUGUACUUGGAAGGUUGGAAUGAUACUCGAAGAUCUUUUGAAAAGCGAGAAGCGGCUACCAAUGCUCCGGAUGCGGAACACUACGAAGCGUACACGGCUAAGGACGUCCAAGUCGACGUGGAGCCUCUUCCAGAAAAGUUGGACAACGGAGCUGGAGAUGAAGAUGACUAUUUUGAAGACGGAGGCGAUGACUAUUGGCUGGAUGCUGAAGAGGAGAAAUCGUACGAGACGGUGAGCCAAAUGAUGCCUCCGUCCAAUUUGGAGUCGAAGAUGUCCGAUGGUUACAAUGCAGAUAGUUCGAGGUGGAUGGCGUACAAGUCGAUGGAGUAUCUCGGUGAACAGUAUGGCUCAGGAGGUCGAGAAUGUGUCUUGCGGAGCAUUUGCGAAGCGGCCAGCGCAGAGUUCACCCAUACGGGUGGAGUGUUUGCGGAGUUGCUGCACAUUGUUUUUACGCCGUCGAGUACUUCGGAACCACCGUCGGAGCAUAGUGACAAUGAGUAUUACCGGGCGGAGCAAUUGGGAAGGGAAGGCGCCCCGUGUCAUUUGGUGUUCCACGAGUGCCGGAAUUCGCUGCUGGACGUGUUCACGGGUAUUCAUGAUCCGGAGACGAAUUCUUUGAAAGUGGCUCAUGAAAAGGUUUUGCGAUCGUUUAUGAAAUAAAUAAUUUUAAAG